UAAUAUAUUAUAUUUUUACAGUAUUAUGUUUUUACAGUGUGUGAAAGACAGAAAAUGAACGUAGGUGAAUAUAUUAACUGGUAAACCGUGAGCGGUUGUACCCAGUGACCGGCUAGUGAUGGCGGCGUUUGGUGCUCUUUUGAGGCUCCCCAGGGCAGAUGUAUAGUCCUUAACCCUUUAACAGCACAAAUUGUAUAUACACAAUUUUGGUAUAAGUGACUGAACGGCGCACAUCAUAUCAGGACACGUAUUUCAAUUUCAUCAUUAUUUCAAGUAUUUCAUCAUUUCAAGUACCACAUAAUAUUUAAAAAGUCCCGCUCGUUAAAGGGGGCACCCAUACGAUAGCCAAGAGUGAUAGUAAACAGUCGCCAUCUUGGACAAAAGUGCAGCAUAGGCCGCCAUUGCGAGACGGCCUCAGUUACGAUCAAGACACCAUGGCGAGUGCACCACCACCUGGCUCGCAACCGUCCGCAGCGAACCCCUCCACCCAGUCAUUGACCGAUGAGGAAAUUUACAAUGAAUUGUUUCCAGAAGCCGACGAAAGUGAUCUUGAUGACUAUGACACCGAUAUAGACUAUACACAGGACAUAAAACAAUAUAAGUCAGACAAUGAUAAUGACUACAGACUGGACUCAGAUGAGUAUAACACAGACAAUGAUGAAGACUAUCCAGAGGAGUAUGAAAUAGACAUUAAUAAAGACUAUACACAGGACACAGAUCUGAGUGAUACAGACAGCGAGUGGGACACUGGGCUGUCCUCCAGGGUGAGUCUUACACCAUCACCACAGCCUCCUCGCCCUCACUCCGCACCACCACCAGACACUUCAUGGGAGCAUGUGCAGCAUGAUGAUGCUUUGGGCCAACAAUAUGUGGAAGAUGACUCGCUUUCUGGCUUUAGUGAUGUUGAAUCUGAAAAUAGUUGUCGUCCUCCUGUGGCUAGUGGCAGUGGAGUGUGCGGUGUUACCAGGCAAAGCUUUGCAGCAUCAGCUUCUUGUCCAGUCAAACGCCUCCGCACGGCACCACACGGAGACAAUGAGGAACAAAUGCCCUCAUCUUCAGUUCGCGCCGGUAGUGUGCGUAGACGAGCUUCACCUGAUCGACGGAGUACGAGGAUUCCUCGCCGUGAUGUUGGUGUAGCAUCACCCCAAACACCAGGUGGUAUGCCUGUAUGGAGUGAUGGUAAAGAUUUUGUUCCGCAAAUCCCUGCAUUUGACAGUACAGAUGUUGGGGUUACAGACCUUUUCCCAAUUACUGGCGAGGACAUGAGCGAAAUGAGCUAUUUUACUGCAUAUUUUGACGAGCCGCUCAUGGAACACAUUGUUCGGGAAACGAACAAGUACGCGGCCGAACUCAUUGAAAGUGGGGAAAUAUUACAACUUUCACGAUUAGAGCGUUGGAAAAACACUACUGUAAGUGAAAUGUACCUGUUUCUUGCACUAUGUAUAAUGAUGACACAUUGUGUAAAACAAACCAUCACAGAUUAUUGGAGCAAAGACUUGUGUAUUCCAACACCUAUUUUUGAGAAAUAUAUGUCUCGUGACAGGUUUGUGUUACUCCUCAGGUGUUUUUAUUUUGCAAAUAAUGAAGACCAGACUGAAGAUGAUAGACUUUGGAGGGUAAGGCACGUUCUGAAUGAACUUACUGGAAAGUUCAGAGAUUUCUACGUACCAGCUCAGAAGCUGAUGAUUUGUGAAUCCCGAGUGCUUUUCAGGAGAUGUGUUGAGUUCAAGAAGUAUAUUCCCUUCAAACACCACAUAUUUGGAUUUAAAUUCUUUGUUCUCUGUGACUGUGAAACAGGAUUGAUCUUACACACGAAGCUAUAUUCUGGUCCCAACAUAGACAUUCCCGGUAAAGACCAACCUGGUUUCUCGGAAAGUGUGGUGAAGACAGUGAUGGCACCAUGGCUGAACAAGGGCCACAUUUUAUACACAGACAAAUAUUAUACAAGUCCCAUGCUAACAAGGUUCUUGCUUGAAAAUAGGACUGGAGUGUGUGGCACAUUAAAGGCAAGAAAAAGGGAAAUGCCUGUGUUUGACAAUGAUAUUAAAGCUGGUGAAUGCCAGGUAAAAAAAUGUGAUCAGAUGCUUUUAGUGCGGUGGAAAGAGAGACGAGAAGUGAACAUGUUGACGACCGUUCACACUGGUACAAUGGUGAAGAGUGGCAAGGUGAACAGAGUAACCAAAGAACGAAUAUAUAAACCAGAUUGUGUUAUGGACUAUAACACAAACAUGCUUUUCACUGAUAAGUGUGACGUGAUGGUGGGUGCUAUCGAGUGUGUCCGUGAAACGGUGAAGUGGUCCAAGAAGAUGUUUUUUCACCUUGUUGACAUCACCAUGCUGAACAGCUACAACAUGUAUCUGGUGAAAACCGGGCGUAAACCAAGUUUCCAUUCGUUCAGUUUUUCUGUUUUGUCACAAUUGCUAAAAAAGUUUGGCAAGGAGAUUCCUAGCACAAGAAGAGGCACUCGGAACACAAAGGAGGCCACAGAAGCAUAAACGGGUGUUAAGAUUGUGCGGAGCGUGUGAUGUGCCCCUUUGUCAUGUGCAGUGUUUCAAGGAGUAUCACACUCGCCAGAACUUCUAAAUGUCCAAUAAUGAUGCAAAACCUGUACUGUAUAUAUAUUGAGUGAGCGUGUGUAUAUAUAUUGAUGAAAAACAGACUACAUAUUAUAUUUGCUGUAAAAGAAAACAUUUGUGUGGAGGUAAUUGUGACACGAAUAUGUGAGUGUAUUGAUUUUAUGCAAGUUUUAUAAUAAUAGAACAUAGUGACACUAUAUUGUCACUUUACAUAAAGUGACUUUGUGAAAUACAGUAGACUUUAUUGUCACAACAUAGUGACGUCAUACACUGUAAAUAAUGCAGCAAAAAUAAAUUCGUGGUAACUGGCCGCUUGAGUGCCACGCGCGACGCCACGGGGAUUCACACUGCACGAGCGAGCAAGUUUGAUGGCUUCACAGGGUGAUUUCUAAUCUCAUUUAUGU
Messenger RNA from Procambarus clarkii (red swamp crayfish), 2980 nucleotides. NCBI's taxonomy places the organism in Eukaryota, Metazoa, Arthropoda, Malacostraca, Decapoda, Cambaridae. The record is from RefSeq and is a predicted model, not a curated record.